AUGUACUCAAAGGGGGCCGUAGAAGUGCUGUCGGAGGGCGAUCCAGAAUGUCCUCCGCUAAUUGGUCGUCCCACCCGACCCCAUGCUCACCAUCUCGCCUGUCGGCCACUUGGUAAGCGGCAAGCAGAAAUGGUUCGCACGGCUCACAUCUGUGCUGAGACUCGGAUAGCUUUCGUCGGGAGUCUCACCGACACCGAUGAGAAGGCGGUCGCUUACGCUCAUCGACGUGCCAUAACUGCGGCUGUGGGCGACCUUUUCGGUAAUAUUUCCGGCGCCCCGUUGCUUGCUUUUGACCUCCUCAAGUGCACCGAAGUAAAGACAGGGCGAACAGAGGGAGCGGAGAAGUUGGGUGAGAUUGAGGAGCGACGGUUCAGUCUCCUAAUCGCGCUGCAGAGGGCCCACGUGAAUGAGAUGGUUACGGCGCUCUCGAUGAUCACUGCGGGAUUCUGUGGUGGCGAAAUACUUCGUCUCUUUAUGGCGCCCACCGCCCCGCCCGAAGUGCGUGCAUCAGCUCGGGUGCUUGUGGAUGUGCUUGGAGUGGCGGAGGCGCCCACUUCACUGGUGUCGGCAACCGAGGUGCUCCGAAUGAGGGAGUAUAAACUUGUAGUUCUCGGUAGUGGAGGUGUGGGGAAGAGCGCUUUGACCGUACAGUUCGUCCAGGGAAUAUUCGUGGAAAAGUAUGAUCCGACAAUUGAGGACAGCUACAGGAAAAAGGUAGAAGUCGACAACGAACAAUGCAUUCUCGAAAUACUAGAUACUGCUGGCACUGAACAAUUUACAGCGAUGCGAGAUCUGUACAUGAAGAAUGGUCAAGGCUUUAUUUUAACAUACUCAAUUACCUCUCUUCCCAGUCUAUUUGAUCUUGUUGAUCUUCGUGAACAUAUAGUUCGUGUUAAGGAUACUGAAAAUGUCCCAAUUGUCCUUGUUGGGAAUAAAUGUGAUCUAGAGGAUGAAAGAGCAGUUGGUAAGGAGGAAGGCCAGAAGCUCGCACGGCAAUGGAAUUGUUCAUUUAUGGAAACGAGCGCGAAAUCAAAGAUUAACGUUUCUGAGGUUUUCUAUGAUUUGGUGCGCCAAAUAAACAAGCAGCUUCCUCCAGUGAAAGGGAAAUCAAAAGAUCGGCGGUCGAAGAGCACUUGUUGUCUUGUUUGA
Messenger RNA from Echinococcus granulosus, 1149 nucleotides. Its product is annotated as Ras-related protein Rap-1b. The transcript is spliced from 4 exons. Gene Ontology annotation, cellular component: plasma membrane. Gene Ontology annotation, biological process: Rap protein signal transduction. Gene Ontology annotation, molecular function: GTPase activity; GTP binding; GDP binding. The record is from RefSeq and is a predicted model, not a curated record. Bases 1 to 1149 code for a protein of 382 amino acids. Lineage: Eukaryota; Metazoa; Platyhelminthes; Cestoda; Cyclophyllidea; Taeniidae.